AUGGCGUUGGCAUCGAUCUACCGGUUGUCGAUUGAUUCGACCUUCGGCAGUUUCAGCCAUUUGGGAGCCACCGUCCGCCGGAGUAACCCGUCUUUCUUCCAGUUCGCUAAAAGUUUCGCCAAAGAAGUUAAAAAAAUGGGUUUACCGCGUGUUUUCUUCGACAUGGCCGUUGACGGCUCGGCCGCCGGAAGAAUUGUUAUGGAAUUAAGAAGCGACGUUGUCCCCAAGACAGCCGAGAACUUCCGUGCUCUCUGCACAGGAGAGAAAGGGUUCGGCUACAAGGGCAGCAGCUUCCACCGAGUGAUCCCGAAUUUCAUGUGCCAAGGAGGAGACUUCACAAACCACAACGGAACUGGUGGAAAGUCCAUCUACGGCAACAAAUUCGAGGACGAAAACUUCACUCUGAAGCACACCGAGCCUGGCAUUCUCUCCAUGGCCAACGCUGGACCUGGAACCAACGGCAGCCAGUUCUUCGUCACCUGUGUCAAGACCAGUUGGCUUGAUGGCAAGCAUGUGGUCUUUGGCAAAGUCAUCGAGGGAAUGGACGUUGUUAAGAAGCUGGAGUCCUUGGGCUCACAGAGCGGGAAGACAUCCAAGAAAAUCACCGUCGCUGAUUGCGGACAAUUGUAGAUCUGUAAAUCGUACGUAAAACGACGAGAUACAGUAAUGACUGCACUAUUAUGUAGACUUUGA
This is a messenger RNA of Cotesia congregata, 693 nucleotides long. The record is from the annotation of a GenBank genome assembly. Lineage: Eukaryota; Metazoa; Arthropoda; Insecta; Hymenoptera; Braconidae.